UGUACCUUUCGCCUUUUCACAACAAGCUAGUGUUAAAAACUUCAUUUUACUGUGAACUAUGGACGGUAGAAACAAACUGGUGGCCGAGGAAGAUACAACGAAGAAGCUUUAUUGGAAAUUUCGGCGGAAUCUAAUUCUUCCAAGAUGGCGGCGGACGUUCCGCCGUCCCAUUCAUCAGUUAACAGUGAGGCAGCUCCUGCCUCUGUAACGCCAGAACAAGUCUCCUUGCUGACUUCAGCAAUUCAGAGAUUGUCUGAGAAGUUGGAGGACAGCCCCAUGGGCAAAACCUCCAAGGGAAAAGCCUCUGCUGACAAGCGGAUUGGCGAAAAGAGCGAGUGCUCGAUUCCCGCCAAAAAGCCAUGCGGUCCUGACAACCACUCCAUGAGUGAGGACUCGGCUGACUGUGAAGCUCUUCUGGACAAAAUUAUGAGCUCAAAACCAUCCACCUCAGCUGAUAGUAGAGGUCAGCAAGAUCAAAACAGUAAUGAUAAUGCAUAUUUACGCGAGUUAACCAAAGAAUAUGGGUCGGAAGACUUGACAGGCUCUCCUCUAAAGAGUGAACCAUUUGUUAAGCUCCUCAACAAAAUGUUUAGGAGUAAAGUCGGAGAAAAGGCACUGAAAGAGAAAAUGGAGCGUCAAGUGCGCCCAGAAAAUUGUGCCAAUGCCAUUUGGAGAAAAUUACAAGAGCACACAAAGAAACGUGACAUGCACAUGGUGAAAAUGCAACAAGCUCUUGUAAAGGGAAUCAUCCCAGUUGCCCAUGUGGCUGACAAAGCUAUGGUGUCCAAGUCUUUAAAUUUGGACGAAAUACAGCAAAUUAAGAAAAGUUGCCUGGAAGCAUUGUCCCUAUUAACUCAUGUUAAUUAUGAGAUUAACAUCCAGCGAAGGUUUCUCAUGAAACCAGACAUUGGAUCUGAGUAUGCUUCCCUUUGCUCACCUCUGGUGCCAUUCACCGAUAACCUGUUUGGUGACGACCUCAAAAAACACCUGAAGGACAUUGGAGACGAAAAUAAAAUUGGAGCCAAAAUUAACAAAGGAACAAAGGGCAACCCACAUGCUUCCCGACCUGGUUUUGGCAGAGGGUUCUACAACCAGAACAGGCCAAAAAACCAUAGCAGCCGGGGUGCUCCCUACCCCGGCAGGAAUUACCAUCACAAGGGGAGCCGGCAGCAGAGAGGGCCAAAGGCCUCCAGAGUAAUACAAAUGUAAGUAACCAUGCCAUGAGCUUUAGAGCUGGCAAUAUAGCAAACUUCUUUGAUGCAUGGAGGGAACUCACCUCUGAUGCAACAAUUCUUGACAUGGUUAAGGGCUGCCAUAUUGAGUUUGGCACAGAACCUGUUCAACAUAAUUUACCCAAUUCCUUUGCAAACCAGUCACAACUGGAAAAGGACAUUAUUGAAACAGAAAUAUCCAAACUUAUCCAGAAAGGAGUUAUCCAAAAGGCAACCCCUUGCAAAGAGCAGUUUAUAUCGUCUGUGUUUACACGGCCAAAAAAGGAUGGUUCGUUUAGAAUGAUCCUAAACCUAAACCAGUUUAAUGCUUUUAUCACAUACCAUCACUUCAAAAUGGAAUCACUGCAGUCUGCUUUAACUUUAGUAAAGCCAGGCUCAUUCAUGGCAGUCCUUGACCUUAAGGAUGCGUAUUAUUCUGUGAGCAUUGCUGAGGAACAUAGAUGUUACCUUAGAUAUGUCUUCAUGGAACAACUCUAUGAGUAUGUCAGUCUCCCAAAUGGACUGGCCUCGGCACCCAGAAUGUUUACCAAACUCAUGAGACCUGUCUAUAGCAGCCUCAGAGCAGACAUUUGUUUUGUUGGAUAUAUAGAUGACAUCAUCAUUUUGGCUGACUCCCCAGAAGAGCUACGGACAGCUCUUAAAGAGACCAGGGAUUUACUGACAUCAUUGGGGUUCUUCAUCCAUGAAAGCAAAUCUUCCGUUACACCCUCUGAAGAGGUUAAAUUUUUGGGAACAGUUGCUUCAGUAAUAGGGCUCAAGGUGUCUAGCUUCCCAGGUGUACGUUACGGUCCAUUGUUUUACAGUCAACUUGAGAAUGAGAAAACGGUAGAACUAAAACACAAUGGAUAUAACCUGGAUGCCAAAAUGGAGCUAUCUACAUUAGCUAAGGAGGAUUUAAAGUGGUGGAUAGAAAAUGUGGAACUUUCUCCAGUACCUAUCCUUGUCCCUCCGGCAAAUGUUAUACUUAAAUGUGAUAGCUCCCUUUUAGGCUGGGGCAGUGUUAUUGAUGGCUCUAAUAAUGUUACUGGAGGCAGGUGGAGCCCUGAUGAAGCCCUCUUUCAUAUUAAUUUUCUGGAACUGAAGGCCAUAAAACUAGGAUUACAGUCAUUAUGUAGCCAUAUGUGCAACACUCAUAUUAAAGUGCUGUUUGACAACCAAACAGCAGUUGCCUAUAUUAGGGCAAUGGGGGGAACCCACUCCGAUCUAUGCAAUCAAAUGACCAGAGAAAUCCUACUCUGGUGUAAGCAGAGAAAUUUAUGGCUAACAAGCUCCCAUUUGCCAGGGCAUUUAAAUGUGACUGCAGAUAAAGCCAGUAGAGAAUUUAAAGACAACACUGAGUGGUCCUUGGAUAUAUCAGCUUUUAACAUGCUUGUCGCACAAUGGGGUCAGCCAUGUGUGGACAUUUUUUCCUCAAGGCUGAAUAACAAAGUACAAAAAUAUGUAUCUUGGAAGCCUGACCCUACAGCAUUUGCCAUUGAUGCAUUCACAAUAGAUUGGGCUCAAUAUGACCUCAUUUAUUGUUUUCCUCCAUUUAACUUGAUUGGGAAAGUUCUCCAAAAGAUUCAAGCUUGUCGGUGCACCGCACUUCUUGUCGCCCCACUGUGGAAGACACAGCUCUGGUACCCGAAGCUGUUAAAGAUGCUAAUGAAGUCUCCUAUUCCAAUACCAAUGACACGCAAAACACUGGCGCUACCACGACGACCCUCUACAAGUUCACCCUAUGUAUCCCAACCUAAAACUGAUUGGCUGUCUAGUGUCAGCGAAAUGCUAAGGGGAAAAGGAAUCGACGGUGAACCAUUGGAAAUAAUUCUUGGCUCCUGGAGAGACGGAACAAAAAAAGCAAUAUACAACUUACAUUAAACAAUGGGUUGAGUAUUGUCAAGUGAACAGUGUGUGUACAGCUGCACCAUCCUUGGGUCAAGUACUACAGUUCCUGUCAGGCCUGUCGUCCAGAAUGGGUUACAGAGCGGUGGCAACUGCAAGGUCUGCACUUUCUUUAUUUAUACAGCUUGAUGGUGUGAAGUUGGAGGAUCACCCUCUCGUAGCGAGGUUUAUGACAGGCUUGUUUAACAAGAAGCCUGCAUUACCAAGAUAUGUGGAAACAUGGAACCCACAAAUUGUUGUUGGGCUUACCCUACUACCAGUGAACUCUCCCUCAAACAACUCACCUUGAAGCUAACAGCUUUAAUGGCUUUGAUUACUGCUCAGAGAACACAAACACUUCAAGCUUUAUCAUUAGAUGGGAUGACUGCCUCUAGGAGUCAGUAUACCUUUCGGGUCCUAACCCCAUUCAAACAGACAACACGAUAUGGGGGAAAAGCAAGCACUUAGCUCCUAUUGUGUUGAAGCAAUAUGACACUGAUGUUAGAUUGUGUGUUGUUACAUUGUUAAAUGCAUAUUUGUCCAGAACUUCUAGUAUUCGGACAUCUCAGCAGUUGUUGUUAUGCUACACUAAGCCUUAUGGGCUGCGUCACGAGAAACAAUAUCCAGAUGGAUAAAGCAGGUUAUGAAAGGUGCAGGGAUUGACACAGAGAUAUUCAAGUCCUAUAGCACCCGCAGCGCUGCUACAUCCGCAGCUAAGGCAGCUGAUGUUCCAUUAGAUGAUAUUUUGGCAGUUGCCCGUUGGAGAUCAGACAGUGUUUUUGCUAGGUUUUAUGAUAAGCCUGUUCAACAAGAGAAAUCUGCUAGUGUAUUUGCUCAAUCUGUUCUUCAAGUCAGUUAAGCACCAUGACCCAGUUGGUCUUGUGCUAUAUAUAUUUCAAGCGAUAUUGAUAUUAAUAAAGUGAUUUACCAGCUUA
Molecule: messenger RNA, 4030 nt
Organism: Nematostella vectensis (starlet sea anemone)
Lineage: Eukaryota; Metazoa; Cnidaria; Anthozoa; Actiniaria; Edwardsiidae
Product: transposon Ty3-I Gag-Pol polyprotein
Exons: 2
Coding region: 1221-3092 (623 amino acids)
Source: RefSeq, a predicted model, not a curated record